GAAGACCUGAACUCCGUCUGAAAGCGAGAAGAAAGAACAUUCUAACCAUUUAUAAAAUACAUCCAAAUAUUCCAGCGAGGUGACAGGAUGGCAGAGCCUCGUUUUAACAACCCCUACUUCUGGCCUCCGCCUCCAAGCAUGCCUGGUCAGCUGGAUAACCUAGUCUUGAUCAAUAAAAUCAAGGAACAGCUGAUGGCAGAGAAGAUACGUCCUCCACACCUGCCCUCCACCACAGUCCCUUCCCAGCAGCCCUUGCUGGUCCCGGCCACCCAGACAGAAGGCGGGCAGCACGGUAUGCCCGGUCCCAAGGUCCAGCAGAUGGGCGGGGGACUCCACAGUCACAGCCCGUCUCAGCCAGACAUCGCCCUUCACGCACGGCCAGCCUCCAGCACAGUGGCAGGUAGCUACCCUGGUCCCUCCCUGUUCGUUCAGUCGUCAGGUAGCUACCCUGGUCCCUCACUGGUCUCUUACCCAUCAGGGCGUAUCCUUGGUGAUGUAAACUUGAAUCUGGAUGAUAAGACAGCUAUAAAGGCUAGAGGACUGUGGGAGGACUGGCAUUUGCGUCAAAUCAUAGACCAGCCCUCUCGAACAAACCACCUCUCAGGUUUGACCCUCUCCUCUCGGACAGCCAAUCACAACACAUCAGAAGCAAUCACACAGACCACACCCACCUCCAGCAGCCAUAGCAGGCUAGGGGUUGCCCCCAGCCUCAUCGCGGGAUUGGCCGGCGGGCACGGGAUGGAGCCCAUCAAAAGCAACGGAGGCCUGGCUGGACUUUUAGGACCCCAACCCAAAGUGGAGCGAGGGCGUAAGAAGAUCAAGGCUGAGAACGGGGCUGGUCCUCUCCUGGUGGUGCCCUACCCCCUCCUGGCCCCUGGGAACGACCAGCCCUGCCUCACCAUCACUGCCAAAGAGGGCAAAACGUACAGGUGUAAAGUGUGCCCGCUGACCUUCUUCUCCAAGUCCGACAUGCAGAUCCACUCCAAGUCGCACACGGAGGCCAAGGCCCACAAGUGUCCCCACUGCUCCAAGUCCUUUGCCAACGCCUCCUACCUGGCCCAGCACCUGCGCAUCCACCUGGGAGUCAAGCCCUACCACUGCUCCUACUGUGAGAAGUGCUUCCGCCAGCUGUCCCACCUCCAGCAGCACACCAGAAUUCACACAGGUGACCGGCCUUAUAAAUGUGCCCAUCCAGGAUGUGAAAAGGCUUUUACUCAACUCUCCAACCUGCAGUCCCACCAGAGACAGCAUAACAAAGACAAGCCCUUCAAGUGUUCCAACUGCUACCGUGCCUACUCGGACUCGGCCUCGCUGCAGAUCCACCUGUCAGCCCACGCCAUCAAGAACGCCAAAGCCUACUGCUGCAGCAUGUGUGGCAGGGCCUACACCUCAGAGACGUACCUCAUGAAGCACAUGUCUAAACACACGGUAGUGGAACACCUGGUGUCCCACCACUCUCCUCAGAGGACAGAGUCUCCCAGCAUCCCUAUACGGAUCUCCCUCAUCUGACAACUUCCUGUCGGACUGGACGGCCCGCCUCCACCCCGUCACCCAGCAACCCCUCCCACUGGUCCAUCAAGCCAGAUUCCUCUGUGAUGUCAGCCGACUUUCACCCCAGUGCGACCAAUCCCAGAUGACGGUUGUUGUCGUUUUGUUUUCCCCUUGACAGGGUCUAAAAUGUGCGCAAAUAUUUGUACCUCAUUAUAAGGUAGCCUCUUCUUUUUAUAUAUUGUUCUCUCCUUCUUUAUCAUUGUAGAUGUUGAAUGGUAUUAAUGGGGAAUGUUUGGGGCAUCCAAAGAUGAAUUAACAGCACUUUCAGGCCUUGAGUACUGGCCCAAAAAAGAUUUUAGUCUAAUAAGACAAAAAAAAGUAUUGUUCCUGGCAGCUAAAAUGUCAACCCUUCUUGUUAUAGAGUACUACUCUCACUUGCUCUUCAUAUUGUCUAUUCUGUUUUCCUCUAUCCUCUGUGGAAACUUGCAUUGGAAUGUAUAUCUUCCUUUAGGCAGGCCAACUGACCAAUGACCAUAACAAUGUGAGUUGGAUUUAUCGUUUAUGUGCCCCAGUCAAUGUUUGCGUUAGUUUGAAGAUGUUUUCACUUAAGCUUUCCUACACUUUAGUCUGCAAUGCACACACAUUUCUCUCAACUGUAGGGUAAAUGUUUUAUUGCUUUUAAAUUUGUAUUAUACACUCAAAAAAAACGAAUAUUUGCUGAAGGCAAUCCUCAACCAAAAUGUAAUUGGAAUUUUAAAAUAUUUGGACUUAAAAUAUGCACUGCCAUGUAGCGAGAUUUUGAAUGAGUAUUUCUUAAUGCUAUACAAUAUGUGCACACUGUUCAAACUCAAACCAGUUGUUCUAUUGGACAUGUGUUCUGUUGUAUGUGUGUGUGAACCCUCUGUCCUGUAAGCUAGGCUUGUGAGUAUGUUUUGGUCAGGUGUGCAUGUUGGUCUUCUUACCACGGUAAAGUACUUUUUUCCAUAUUGGAGGACAUCUCCCAGAAAAGUCAAGGAUACUUCUCAUGUCUGCAAGAAUGUAACCCUCAAUAGACCCGUCCUUGAAUAGUAUACUUUACAGUUGAAACCAGGGCAUCAUGGGAAAGAUGUUCAUAGUUCUUAGUUGGAUCUCUGGAGUCUAUAGGCUGUUGCACAUGUCCAUUCCUCUUUUUCCUCUAGUGUUUGAGGAGAAGAUCUAACCUCAUAUUUCUCAAGCUUCUACUGCAGUUGACUGGAGAGGUGAGGAGAUGGGACGCUAGACUUCUGAGAUUCAACCUCAGUGUUUCUAAACCGUCCCACCAAGAGGGCUGAGUGGAUGGCAGUAGCCAGCCUCAGAAGGGUGCUCGUCGGUUUAGAUCUGUUCAACUGUGCCAAGCGUUUGUCAUCUCCAAGACUGAUGCUGGGGUAUACACUUGACAUGUAUUCUUGAUGGGUGUUCGUUAAGUGUAUAGAUAUAUUUAUGUACAAAAGCCCUAUUUCUUGUCUUCUCAUGUAUAAAUAUUAAUUUGCUAUUUUUUAUACAGUUAAGCCUUAACUUUAUAACUAUGUUAAUCAUCACAUCUUGUUUGUUUUCCUGUUUUUCACUACUCAGUACUUUUAUGCAUUUUUUCUCAUAGCAUGAAAUAUACUGUAAAUAAACUAUAUUAACUGUUAACCUUUUUAUAGUAAAUGAUGUGUAGCUAAUGCAUUGUGGUCCCCAAUAGGUUGCCUUGGCUACACUUCAGUCUAUAGACUCUAAGAGAGAAUUGACUUUGUACCAAUGAGAAAACAAAUUAAAGACUGGAAAU
Messenger RNA from Hypomesus transpacificus, 3277 nucleotides. It is a transcript of the gene znf362a, whose product is annotated as zinc finger protein 362a. The transcript has 9 exons. Gene Ontology annotation, cellular component: nucleus. Gene Ontology annotation, biological process: central nervous system development; regulation of transcription by RNA polymerase II. NCBI's taxonomy places the organism in Eukaryota, Metazoa, Chordata, Actinopteri, Osmeriformes, Osmeridae. Bases 88 to 1509 code for a protein of 473 amino acids. The record is from RefSeq and is a predicted model, not a curated record. Gene Ontology annotation, molecular function: RNA polymerase II cis-regulatory region sequence-specific DNA binding; DNA-binding transcription factor activity, RNA polymerase II-specific.